Messenger RNA from Andrographis paniculata, 1212 nucleotides. RefSeq names its product ethylene-responsive transcription factor ERF113-like. Gene Ontology annotation, molecular function: DNA binding; DNA-binding transcription factor activity. The transcript is spliced from 2 exons. The record is from RefSeq and is a predicted model, not a curated record. Gene Ontology annotation, biological process: regulation of DNA-templated transcription; ethylene-activated signaling pathway. Lineage: Eukaryota; Viridiplantae; Streptophyta; Magnoliopsida; Lamiales; Acanthaceae. The coding region runs from base 342 to 1010 and encodes 222 amino acids.
AAUUGUGGGCUCUUUAUUUCUACAUUGGAAGUGUGAACCCCUCUUAUUCCCCUCUCCAAACACGCUCUCUCUCUCUCUCUUCAAACGCUCCUCUCUCUCUCUCUCAGAUGCAGUUAGAGUGAGAGAGUUAAUGCUUUGAAGUGUUGCAGAAGACGAAGAAGAAGAAGACAAAGAUAAGCAACGCAACAGUGGAUCCCUUCAACGGUGGCAGACAUGGGAAGAGGCCCCAUGACCACGACCACCAUCAAUCGGUAUCGGAUGACAAUAAUUACGACCACUUCUAUUACAACAAUCAGCAGCAGAAUCCGCUGUUGUACUCAUCAGCCAGAUCGGAGCAAGACAUGUCCGCCAUGGUCGCCGCCCUCUCCCAAGUCCUCGGUUACACCGGCGACACUCCACCCCAACCCCCACCCCCUCCAUCCCAACCUCCUCCUCUCCCUACCGCCACCACAGCAGAACUAGCGACGACCGGGAACCCAAGGAGGCGGCACUACCGCGGCGUACGGCAGAGGCCAUGGGGUAAGUGGGCGGCGGAGAUUCGCGACCCCAAGAAGGCUGCCCGAGUAUGGCUGGGCACCUUCGACACUGCGGAGGCUGCUGCCCUCGCAUACGACGAAGCUGCCCUAAACUUCAAAGGCAACAAGGCUAAGCUUAACUUCCCGGAGAGGGUAGUUCAAGGAAGAACAUUUCUCACUUCUUCUUCUUCUUCUACUUAUCAGGGCCAAGAGACUUAUCUUGAUGUCGCUCACUAUGCAAACCUAAUGCAAGGGCAGAAUAGUCAUUCCACUUCCUCAGCACAAUUAGGGUUUCAUGGUGGCUUCAUUUCUCAGGGACCUUCUUCCAUGUCUUCUUCAUAUUCACAGCUUGCCUCACAUGAUCAGCAGCAGCAGCAGCAGCAGACGAAUGAGGAACAGCAGCGAGAGCGUGAUUUCAUGAGCUUUCAAUCAAGUAAUUUUGCGGGUUCGGGUUCGGGUUCGGGUAUGGAUAACUGGAGAGGAUUUGAUAACUGAUACUUAUAAGUUGUUUCUUUUUUUGUUUCUGUGGUUGUGAUCGAUCCCUCAAGAACAGUAGAUGGUUUCUCACAAGCUGAAAAAUUAAUGGAUUUGCAUUCCUCAUUUGAGUUUUUAAGUUUGUUUGUGUUGUUUGGAAGAACACUAAAUCCCUUCAUUUGGUUUUGUAAUUUUAAUUUGGCUUUAUUAUGCUGUUUUUUUA